GGAAAAUGGGCUGCUGCGCGCGCGCACUCGGUGAGUCUCCCGACCGGUUCGCCCACUUCCUUUCCUGCUCCGCGUGAGAAGAGGCGCGAAGCGCGCGUAGGAACGCUACAGCAAUUCCUUUGCUGCCCUUCCUUUCCUUCGACGAUGACAAGGCCUGCCAUCCCUUCUUACUAACUUUGGGCCGUCAGGCAGUUGGUUGGGACCCGCUCCAACCCUAGGUUUUUCCUGCAAUACAGUGGAUACAAUUUGUCAUGGCUACUCUGAGAUAAGACCACUUUUUUAUCUGAGCUUCUGUGACCUGCUCCUGGGACUUUGCUGGCUCACAGAGACACUUCUCUAUGGAGCUUCAGUAGCAAAUAAGGACAUCAUCUGCUAUAACCUACAAGCAGUUGGACAGAUAUUCUACAUUUCCUCACUUCUCUACACCAUCAAUUACAUCUGGUAUUUGUACACAGAACUGAGGAUGAAACACACCCAGAGUGGACAGAGCACAUCUCCACUGGUGAUAGAUUAUACUUGUCGAGUUGGUCAAAUGGCCUUUGUUUUCUCAAGCUUGAUACCUCUACUAUUGAUGACACCUGUAUUCUGUCUGGGCAAUACUAGGGAAUGUUUCCAAAACUUCAGUCAGAGCCACAAGUGUAUCCUGAUGCACUCACCACCAUCAGCCGCGGCUGAACUCCCACCUUCUGCCAACACAUCUGUCUGUAGCACACUUUAUUUUUAUGGUAUCACCAUUUUCCUGGGCAGCUUUGUACUCAGCCUCCUUACCAUUAUGGUCUUACUUAUCCGGGCCCAGACAUUGUAUAAGAAGUUUGUGAAGUCAUCUGGCUUUCUGGGGAGUGAACAGUGGGCAGUGAUUCACAUUGUGGACCAGCGGGUACGCUUAUACCCAAUGGCCUUCUUUUGCUGCUGGGGCCCAGCUGUCAUUCUGAUGAUCAUAAAGCUGACUAAGCCACAGGACACCAAGCUUCACAUGGCCCUUUAUGUUCUCCAGGCUCUGACGGCAACAUCUCAGGGUCUACUCAACUGUGGAGUAUAUGGCUGGACGCAGCACAAAUUCCACCAACUAAAGCAGGAGGCUCGGCGUGAUGCAGAUACCCAGACACCAUUAUUAUGCUCACAGAAGAGAUUCUAUAGCAGGGGCUUAAAUUCACUGGAAUCCGCCCUUACUUUUCCUACCAGUACUUCUACCAUUCUUUGAAACUACAAUACUGGAACAUCCAGGAACUGGAGUUAUUCUGCGCUAAUGGAUUGGAAAGAAUGUUGGGAAAGGACAUCUUAAAUCUUUUCUAACUAUGCCCUAAACUGCAGAACUCAAAGGAAAUAUAGUGCCAUUGGUUGGUAGUCAUUCUAGGUGAACUGGCAGUAUCUCUGCAGUUAUUCCCAGAUUUACUAGUGAUCCUUAAAGUCUAGGGGUUCAGGGAGAGGAAGACACUUUCCAUCUCAGAGAUAGACUCAUGUUACCUUGAUGGAUAUUAGAUUUGUCUAAGUCUUUUCUAGAAAAAAUAAAUUCUAGAUUAUUAUUUA
Molecule: messenger RNA, 1527 nt
Organism: Cercocebus atys (sooty mangabey)
Lineage: Eukaryota; Metazoa; Chordata; Mammalia; Primates; Cercopithecidae
Gene: TMEM116
Product: transmembrane protein 116
Exons: 10
Coding region: 464-1201 (245 amino acids)
Biological process (GO): adenylate cyclase-activating G protein-coupled receptor signaling pathway
Cellular component (GO): plasma membrane
Molecular function (GO): G protein-coupled receptor activity
Source: RefSeq, a predicted model, not a curated record